AUGGCAGCCCUGCUCUCAGACCUCAUGAAGAAGGAAGGUGCGGAGGAGAGGAUAGGAGGGGCGGUGGCGGGGUUAGAACUUUCGCAGCUGAGGCAGCUGCUGCUGUAUGCGCGGGAGUGGAACACCAACGCCAAGCUUUGUCUUUCGGCUCAACGCUUGCUGGCUGCUGUUCUGAGGCACCACCCUCCGUCAACGCUUAUGCAGAUUCCAGGAAUCGGGGAGAUUCUGGACGGGCUGCAGCCAUACACGCAGCGCCACCUGGCGCGUCUCGAGCGCGUGCUGCGGAGCUCCUACCUCGUCGACUACACUCUCGCCACCCUCACCAUGCUACAGCCGACCGCUGACCUGGCGCUACAGCCGGAAGCUGAGCUGGCACUGAAGGUUGCCGGGUCAGGCGGCAAAGCCGCCCUGGCGCUACAGGCCAAAGCUGCCGCCCAGGAGAGGCCGUCUGGUUUGGAAGUUUUGAAGGAGAAGGUAAGGAGGGAGAGUGAGAGGAGGAGAGGAGGUGAGAGGGAGGGAGGAGGAGAGGAGAAGAGAGAUGAGAGUGAGAAAGGAGGUGAUUAUAGUGAGGUGGAUGCUGCUAUGAAGAUGUGGAGAUAUCUGGAGAGUAAGAGGGAGGAGGGGUUGAAGGGGAAGGAGGGUAAGGGAGAGAGAGGGGCAGGAGAGGAGGAGAGGGAGGAUGGGGAAGAGGAGGGGGAGGAGGGAGAGGAGGAAAGGGAGGAAGGAGAGGAGGAAAGGGAGGAAGGAGAGGAGAAUAGAGAGGAAGAAGUGGAGAGCGAGGAGGAAGAGGAGGAAGAGGAAGUUGGGAAAGAAGAAGGUGAGGAGGAAGGAGAGGAGGAAGGUGAGGUGGAAGGGGAGGAGGAAGGGGAGGAGGAAGGGGAGGAGGAAGGGGAGGAGGAAGGGGAGGAGGAAGAGGUGGACGAGGAGGAAGAAGAAGAAGCAGAAGAAGAGACGGACGACGAGGGACAGGGGAGGAGGAAGAGAGCGAAUCAGAGGACAAGGAGAAGCACGGUGGUAAGCAGGCAAGAGUCCAAGCCCCUCACAGUCAGCAGCACGUGUUGUGCCAAGCAAGAAGCAGAGGAUGCGAUGAUGUCGCGUCGCGUCAAGUGA
Closterium sp. Yama58-4 is the source of this 1110-nucleotide messenger RNA. Lineage: Eukaryota; Viridiplantae; Streptophyta; Zygnematophyceae; Desmidiales; Closteriaceae. The record is from the annotation of a GenBank genome assembly.